Aspergillus brunneoviolaceus CBS 621.78 is the source of this 4960-nucleotide messenger RNA. Its product is annotated as CLN3-domain-containing protein. Gene Ontology annotation, cellular component: membrane; cytosol. The record is from RefSeq and is a predicted model, not a curated record. Lineage: Eukaryota; Fungi; Ascomycota; Eurotiomycetes; Eurotiales; Aspergillaceae. The transcript is spliced from 9 exons. Gene Ontology annotation, biological process: triglyceride catabolic process. Gene Ontology annotation, molecular function: sterol ester esterase activity; triacylglycerol lipase activity. Bases 101 to 4960 code for a protein of 1619 amino acids.
UCCCCAUCCUCUGGUUCUAAGAUACUUUAGCUUCUCGCACUUUCCACUACUGAAUGCAUUCUCACUUGACUACUAACUUGCUGAAUAUACGAGAUUCAUCAUGAUGAGCUUAAAGCCUAGAAUGCGUCUCUUCUCUGUCCUCCGCUAUGCUCCAGCAGCUCGCCGCCGCUUUGCGACCGAGGCGCGGUUAACCUCGGACCAUGUUCGCAUCGUCGAGGUCGGCCCACGAGACGGCCUUCAGAACGAGAAGAAGUCCAUCCCGCUCGAAACCAAACUCGAGCUCAUCCGAAAACUGGCCAAGACGGGCGUGACGACAAUUGAGGCUGGAUCUUUUGUUCCUGCAAAAUGGGUGCCUCAGAUGGCCAGCACAGCGGAGAUCUGCGAGCACCUGCUGCAAACACCGCCGGAGUCGGCCAACGUCAUUGCGUACAACUACCUGGUCCCGAACGUCCGGGGCCUCGAGAACCUGAUCAAAGUCCUGGAUGCCACCGGCGUCCCCGCCGACGCUCCGUCGACCACGACGGAGAUCUCCUUGUUCGCGGCCGCCACGGAGGCCUUCUCCAAGGCGAACACGAACUGCACGAUCGACGAGUCGCUGGAGCGCGUGCGGCCGGUGGUCGCCCUGGCGAAGACGCGCAACAUCCGGGUGCGCGGCUACGUCUCGGUGGCGCUGGGGUGUCCCUACGAAGGGCCCGAGGUGUCGCCCGUCAAGGUGGCGGACAUCACGCGCUCGCUGCUGGAGAUGGGCGCCGACGAGGUCUCCGUGGCGGACACCACGGGCAUGGGCACCGCGCCCCGCACGAUGGAGCUGCUGCAGGCGCUUCGCGCGGCCGGCAUCGCCAGCACCGACCUCGCGCUGCACUUCCACGACACCUACGGCCAGGCCCUGGUCAACACGAUCGUGGGGCUGGAGCAUGGCAUCCGCAUCUUCGAUAGUAGCGUCGGCGGGCUUGGCGGCUGCCCCUACUCCAAAGGCGCCACGGGGAAUGUCUCGACGGAGGAUAUGGUGCACACGGUCCACAGUCUGGGGAUGAAUACGGGGAUCAACCUGGAGGAGAUGGCGAGGAUCGGGGCGUGGAUCAGCGGGGAGCUGGGGCGGUUCAAUGAGAGCCGGGCCGGGAAGGCGAUUUUGGCGAGGAGUGAGGAGGAUAAUCUCCCCCUCUCCUUUCUGGUUAUGUCUUCACCGUCUAGAGAAGACGAACCAUCAAUGCUACCUCUCCCCGGAGCGCCAUCUUCGUCAUGGUCCCAGUUUCGUGGACGCCUUGCAGCUCUCUUCCAUGGAGCUGAUCCAAGAGUCUGUGUGGCAUUUUGGCUCUUCGGCUUGAUCAACAAUGUCCUCUAUGUCAUUAUCCUCUCUGCUGCCCUGGAUCUCGUCGGCCCCGACCUGCCGAAAGGCGUGGUGCUGCUCGCCGACGUGAUCCCCUCCUUCGGCACCAAGCUGGUCGCUCCGUAUUUCAUCCAAGCAGUGCCGUAUCCCGUAAGGGUCUUGGUAUUCGUCACCUUCUCUACCACCGGCAUGCUGCUCGUUGCCUUGAGUCCGGCCUACACGGACGGUGGCCCGAUUGCCACUAAGAUCGCAGGCAUCAUCCUGUCGAGUAUGUCCAGCGGAGGGGGCGAACUUUCCUUUAUCGCUCUCACGCAUCACUACGGCCCGUUCAGUCUGGCUUCUUGGGGCAGUGGCACGGGUGCUGCAGGCUUGGUGGGUGCUGGCGCAUACGCUUUAGCCACCUCCUCUUUCGGCUUCAGCGUCAAAGCAACUCUUCUGGCCUCGGCGUGUUUGCCGGCGGUCAUGGUUAUUAGUUUCUUCACGAUUCUACCCCAGUCCCCGGUGCGCUCGUUUUCGGCACAGAGGACAGGCUACGGUUCUCGGGAGGAGCACACAGCCGAUGACGUUGAUGAGAGGGAGCAGUUGCUCGACGAAUCGACCGAUGAGAGUCAGAGCCAGAAAAAGCCAGCUUCCAACGAUACUGGCCUUGGAUGGCAGGCGUUUAAGGCUAACUUACAGCGAUCUAAGGGACUCUUUCUUCCAUUUAUGCUCCCACUGUUGCUGGUCUAUGUCGCCGAGUACACCAUUAAUCAGGGUGUCGCACCGACAUUGCUUUUCCCUCUCCAAGACUCCCCCUUCGACCACUAUCGCGCAUUCUACCCAGCUUACAAUGCGAUCUACCAAGUUGGGGUCUUCAUUUCCCGGUCUUCGACCCCUUUCUUCCGUGUUCAUAGCCUGUACUUUCCGUCCUUUUUACAAUUUCUCAACCUAAUCAUCUUAACGCUACACUCGUUGUUCAACUUUAUUCCCAGCGUGUGGUUGGUGUUUGGGAUUGUUUUCUGGGAAGGGCUUUUGGGCGGCCUUGUCUAUGUCAGCACUUUCGCUGAGAUCGCCGAUCGGGUGCCGGUGGAGGAACGGGAAUUCUCGCUGGGAGCCACGACGGCGAGUGACUCGGGCGGCGUCUGCAUUGCCGGGUUUAUCAGCAUGGCGUUUGAGAGUCAACUUCUUCCAACCAACUCCCAUUCUCUCCUUCUAAAUCACUUCGUUUGUACGCUCUUGCUUAGGACUUGGUACCACCUUUUGGGAAGACCGUCCACCAAAUUCCGAAAGAUCCAGGUCCUGGCUGUAUUCGCAUUCUGGUCGCUAUAUUUAACAAGGGGAAACAAGCAUGGCCCGCCCGUUGUUCGCAAACUCUCCUCCCGCCUUACGGAAAAGCUCAGCGUCUGGCAGACUACGGUCAUCGUCUUCCUCUGGCUCUAUGUCAGUCGCAACUUUGCGAAGAUAGUCGGCCUGGAAUGUCCAGAGCCCCUGGCAAACCUAUACUCACGCUCUUUCUUCCGAGCGACAUGGAUCGCCACCGCCUUGGACGCUGGUUUCUGGACCGCGAUGAAAGUCAAACCCAAGUGGCUGCGGGAGAUAGCGUCGCUGGUCUUCACUGUAUACUAUCUCAUUGCCGCGGAGAGGGCGGAUGAAAAGGUCCGUCGGGUCCGGGCCACGCUGACGCUGGACCACAUGCGGGUCUCGUGGAACAAAGGGACUUCGCCGUAUCUCUGGGCCCUAGCGAGCCUGACACGGCCCAGACUCACCAAAUAUGCGCCGCGGGCGAUUCGCAUUCCUCGACCGGCGUCUUCGAUAUAUGACCAGCCGACGAAUGCGUGGCUGUAUUUUGACGGCCCUUUGAGUGAGCUGCGGGACCAGACAUGCAUUGUUUUGGACAUCCCCGGCGGGGGGUUUGUGUCGAUGAGCCCUAGGAACUCGGAGGAUAGGCUGUUGAGUUGGGCCGCACGGACAAAAGUUCCUAUCCUAAGCCUGGACUAUAAGAAGGCGCCGGAGUAUCCCUAUCCGUACGCCUUGAAUGAAUGUUACGACGUGUACCACACAAUUGUGUCCACCCGUGGCCGCUGUAUUGGACUCAAUGGGCAAACCCAUCCUCGAAUUGUCAUCACGGGGGAUAGCGCUGGCGCAAACCUCGCUGUAGGCAUGACGCUGAUGGUCCUCCAGUCGGGCAGUGCGGAUGCGUCACUCUGGCAAGGGCAGAACGUCCUGCCUCGACCUGACGGGCUCGUUCUAGCUUACCCUGCUUUGAACAUGAAGAUCGAAAGCUGGAUGACGGAGGAGCAGAUGGCGCUGAUCCAGGAGAAAAGCACCCGUCGGACCAACCAGAACGUCUUGCAGCGCAAGAACAUGGACUAUCAGCGCCUCACGCCCUACACCUCUCCUGGUACAUCGUUUGCCGACCUCCAGCAAGACUCGUGCUCCGAUUUAGAUCUUGAGGCCAACGACCUCGGCGAAAAGACGACGCGCAGACUAGCUCAGCACCAGCACAAAUCCGCCAUGCUAGCUCAAGAGGCCGAGGCCGCCGCCGUCGCCGAGCACCAGCCCAAGCAGAUCCGCACUCGCCUAGCGGUAUCAUCGGUGAUCUCGUACGUCCAGGACCGGAUCCUCACCCCGGAGAUGAUGCGAGCAAUGAUCAUUCUCUACAUCGGACCGCAUAACCGCCCCGACUUCAACACAGACUAUCUCCUCUCCCCGACCCUCGCGCCGGAGGCGAUCCUCGCGCGCUUCCCGAAGACGUACAUCAUCACCGGCGAACGCGAUCCUUUGGUCGACGACACAGUGAUAUUCGCUGGGCGUCUACGUCAAGCGAAACUACGACACUUCCAAGAACGACAGGACCUCGGCCUCGAGAAAUCCCACCGCGCCUUCAAUGACAAGGACCACGUCGAGGUGUCCCUGCUGCCCGGCAUCUCGCACGGCUUCAUGCAGAUGGCCGGCUUUUUCCCCGAAAGCUGGAAACAUAUCAACCGAUGCGCCACCUGGAUCAGCGAGCUGUUCGCCUUGUCGGAGACCAAGACCGCCUCCUCCUCAAGCCUGUUGCAAUCACUCCACGAUCUCAACCAACCAGCCAAGAAGAAACCCCCUCCACUCCACAGCCUCCAGCACCUCCUCACCCACCGCCCCCGCACCCGCAACCACAGACGCCGGCUAACAGGCGAAUCCUCCGCCGACGAAGACAAACCCCUCGAGAUGAGCAUCACCAAACUCACCCCGCUCACCCCGCUGGGCAGCAAAGUCGGGGGGAGGCCCAGCUCCACCGGCCCACAACCUGCCGAUGACGACCACGACGAAGCAUCCAUCAACACAAACGGAAAUAUCCGUAACCCCGAACGCCUCCGCAGCGUCUCCCGGGGCCGCUCUCUCAAGUCCCCCGCCAUCGGUACCAGAAAGCCGCAGCGACAGCAACACCGCGUCCCCGCCAAACUAAGUCUUCCGCCGGACGAUUUCGAGUGCGAGGAAGAGGAAGAAGAGGGAUAUGUCUCCGACUACUUCCAGAGUGCCGUGGCGAUCAUCCCCCUGCGCGAGAGGAAUCGGAGCAUGAACAGCCUGGCGAGUGAGGAGGAUCUGUUGGAUCGGCGGAUGACGGGGCUGGCCGGGGGGUUGAUGGGGAUCGGGGAGGGGGCUCGGACGCCGUAG